This is a messenger RNA of Daldinia caldariorum, 1704 nucleotides long. RefSeq lists its product as uncharacterized. Gene Ontology annotation, cellular component: mitochondrial inner membrane. The record is from RefSeq and is a predicted model, not a curated record. Gene Ontology annotation, molecular function: ribosome binding. The transcript has a single exon. The coding region runs from base 275 to 1369 and encodes 364 amino acids. Gene Ontology annotation, biological process: intracellular monoatomic cation homeostasis. NCBI's taxonomy places the organism in Eukaryota, Fungi, Ascomycota, Sordariomycetes, Xylariales, Hypoxylaceae.
CUUAUCGAUAACCCGCAUUUAAGCUUCGACUAGGCUGCUAGGUAAAAAAGGUAUCCACUAAUUUAUAGGCUCUCAUUUCUGCUGCUGACGUAGUACCGUAGGUACGAAGUACCUACUAUUUACCUACCUGUAAGGUAACUACGAAAAUACCAAAGCUCAAAGCUCGAGUCAUCAACCAAUAAUUUCCAGCUCUUUUCUUUUCUCUCUCUCUCUUUUUUAAUACUCCCCGCGGUUCUGAGGGCGAAAUCACAAAGCACACCUCACCCCCCCUUCGAUGCCCCUCAACGCCGGUCUGCGCAUCGCGCGCGUUCACUCCCCAUUCCUCAAAACCAAUGGGUCCUACACCAUUGCGUCCCUCGUCGCCGCGAGCCCCGCCUCGAAGCAGUGGCAGACCAUAUCCAGAGUUAGUCCGCCGCGCCGAGCCUCAUCUACGGCGUCGCAAGCCAAGGAAGCGCCCAAGUCGAUUUCCGAAGUCGUCUCCUCGGAGCACUUGACGUCGCCCUUACCAGCGUCGACGAUCCUCAACCCCCCAGCCUCGACACGCCCCCCGCCUCUCGACCUUCCGACCCGCGACCCCUCGUCCUCGGUCUUCAGGUACUUCUACAACCUGGGCAAGGCGUACACGACGUUCUACAAGACCGGCGUCCGCGCCAUCUUCACCAACCGUAAGCUCCUCGCGCAAUCCCCCACGGCCUCCGUCCCGCGGCCCCCGAUCUCUAGCGCGACGACGACGUUGACCCGCUCGGACGUCCUCCUCCGCCGCCGCGUGCGCCACGACCUCGCGUGCCUGCCCACCUUCGGCGUCCUGCUGCUCGUCUGCGGCGAGCUCACGCCGCUCGUCGUGCUGCUGUUCCCGCGCCUGACCCCGCUGACCUGCCGCAUCCCCAAGCAGGCCGACGCGCUGCGCCGCGGCUCCGAGGCCCGCCGCGCCGCCAGCUUCCGGGGCCUGCGGUACCGGCCCGCCCCCGUGCGCGGCGACGAUCCGGCCGCCAGCGGGCACAUCUGUCGCGCCCUGGGCCUGACGUACUCGCUGUGGGACAAGGUCGGCAUCGACAGCCCGUUCUCGGCGGCGCUGGCGCGGCGCGCGGUGGACCAGAUCGCGGCCGACGAUGCCAUGAUCCGCGCGGGCGGGGGCGUCGAGGGUAUUGUGGAUGAGGAGGUCGUGCUCGCGUGCGAAGAGCGGGGUAUCGAUGUCCUGGGGAAGCCGGUCGACGAGCUGAGGAGCCAGCUGGCCGAUUGGCUGCGUAAGACUGCUCCCGAAGGGGCAGCCUCGGAGAAGUCUGGUGAUACUAGUUCGGGGGAGUCGGCGCGAAAGGAAGCUGCGGAGAAAAUAAGAGAUGCGCUGGUUAGUUUAGACGGGAGGGCCUAAACAAUAUUGCAUCUGUAGUGUUCAGUCCAUGGACAUGUCCAACUUUGACCGACCCAUCUACUGUAUUACGCUUCAAGUAUGCAUCAAGCUAUGUGUAUUCACUUAUAUCACGAAACGGAACUUGUCAAAAAGGUAAAAGGUCAGAAAAGCCUAGGCUCACUAAAAAGCAUUGUAUAAUAUACGGCGGUCAGCCCAAUUCGGCCAAAAGUCGCCACUAUAGCCUUAAUUUCAUAUCAUUAGCGGUAGCCAUCGUGCUUUCUAUAUGGACAGAGCGUUAAUCCUUGAGUCCCAAAGUCUCAUGCAAGCGCCUGCUAUAGACAGAAUGGUAAGACGCG